Molecule: messenger RNA, 11159 nt
Organism: Caenorhabditis elegans
Lineage: Eukaryota; Metazoa; Nematoda; Chromadorea; Rhabditida; Rhabditidae
Gene: srap-1
Product: Apple domain-containing protein
Exons: 25
Coding region: 157-10755 (3532 amino acids)
Source: RefSeq, marked reviewed
UUUUGCACUCAACAAAGGGAGUGCGUGCGCCGCUCCUCCACGAAUCGAAUAUUUGCGGGGACGUCUGGCGUGGAUCACGAUAAUUUGGGCCAAAGACACUAAAAAGGUUCUAGAGGAAGUCACAAGAAGCACUACCCCCAAGUUUCCUCUUAAAACAUGAAGCCGAGGUGGUGGCACAACUCCUCGAGCCAAACUUCACAAUUUCUAAUAUUCAUCCCAUUACUCACUCUUCUUGCGUCGUCAAGUGUUAAUGCAAAACCAUUGAAUUUGCCACAAACGAUAACAUGUGCGGACAACAUCUACGUCUAUGUGAACUCUACAGAAGCAGAUAGAUCUCCAUAUAUUUUCGUUGAGAUCAAGACGGCAACUAUCCAUGACUGUAUCAAUUCGUGCUUUGGAAAUCAGUUUUGCUAUUCACUGAAAUACGAUCAGUCGAAGGCAGACUCGUGCUCCCUGUUCUAUUUUGCAGCCUAUAAUUGCACAGGUCAAGCUCUUGUUCCUGCCAAGAGCGUCGUCUACAACGGAGGAGCUGUCACAAUCGACUGUCUGAGAUGUCCAUCGAACGGUGACUUUGUAACCGCACCGCCAUUCACCAGCUUCACCGAACAAACGAUCACAGCUGUCGGCGAUCGCGGAGAGACGCUGAUUGAGAAGCCUCUGGUUGAAGAUAUUACUCAUAAUAUAGACUCGAAACUUGAAUCUACAACGCCAAGUGGACACUCGACGGCAAUUGUUGACCUUCACGUCGAAGACACCACGACCGCCGUCGGUGCCGAAACAACCAGUACCUCCGCUCCAGAACCAAUUGCAUCUACUAAGAUUGCUCCGGUCCAAACUGCUCAACAUAACCGCAAAGGUAACUACUAUCCAGCAUGCUAUAUUAAUUUCCAAGUGGAGGAAAUUUCAACGCAGCCCAACUUUGACCAUUAUACGAUAAAACCAGCCAAAAGUGCGAAUGCUUGCGCUCGCUUCUGUUUCGUUGGACUUUGCACGGUGGCUGUAUAUUCGCCUUCCACGGGCGAAUGCCGACUUGGCAGGGAUAGACGGGAAAAGUGCACGGAUUCGGAAAACAAGUUCUCUUAUACAGGAGCCGACGAUGUUGUGCUGCAGUGUUUCCGUUGCAGUUCCAAGAAGGUUCCACCGACUGCUGAUGUUACCAAGACUACCGUAUCCUUCCAAGAAGAAGAACAUGUCACGACUCAAGCUAAAGCCGAUGAAACCACCACAGCAGAACCUAGUACCACCACAGCCACCGAGAGUUCUACCUCUCUAGCUGAAUCUAAUGAUCAGGAGCCAGCUGUCGCUACCAAAGUGGAAAUGGCAAAGGAUAAAGAAGGAGUUAAGACUACGCAGAGAAAACAUUGUGUCAUCAAAUUCCAAGCUAGACCAUUAUCGGAUCGCCCUGAAAACUUGAAGGCCAAGUUUGAAUUGAACGUGCCAGUUGAUUCGAUUGAACUUUGUGCUACAAGAUGUUACCAGGAUGGGUGCUCCGGCGCUCGAUUCGACCCAGCUGACAGAUCCUGUACGCUUUCCUACGACGAUCCACAGUUUUGUGCUCGUGGAAAUGUAUUCAUUCAUUAUGAAGCUAAAGAGGCCACGUGGUUACAUUGCGUAAAUUGCUAUACUGUAAAACCAAGUGACUUCGAUGAAGUUCGAACUGGUACCACCGCUGCAACUCCGAAAGGAAUAGAGUCGACAACUGUUGCUUCAUCUGAAACAACAUCUGCAGAAGCCGUCACUACCACUCAGAAGCAAGCUGACAUUACAUCCACAACAGCUGCACCUGAACUCACCUCUUCCGCAUCUCAAGAAUCCACAACUACAACGGUUGCCACAUCGACUGUGAAACAAUCAGAAUCUGAUGGCAGUGAUGAUUUCCAGAGAGGAUGUCUCAUCAAGUUCCAGGCAAGACCAUUGACAGAACGACCGAAAGAGUUAUCGGCAAAGUUUGAAACCGAGAUCAAAGUCGAUUCCGUCGAAAUGUGUGCAACACGUUGUUAUCAAGAUGGUUGUUCUGGAGCCAGAUUUGAUCCCGUCUGGAGCACGUGUAGUCUUUCCUACGAUGAAAAGCAUUUCUGCGCACGAGGAGAUGUCUUCCUGCAGUACAUGGCUAAAGAAGUAACAUGGAUUCAUUGUGUUAACUGCUAUGCCAUCAAAUCAACAGCAGCAGCAGAUUUACCAAAGGUUCCCAGCAAGACUAAUGAUGACAAUGAGAUCACUACAACAUCAGCUCCAGCUGCAGUAACUAAUCCUUGGGGAGAAACUGAAACGCCGUUGAGCGAAGGAGAAAAAACUACAACAUCCUCUCCAAAAGAAGAGGCUGCAACUUUGAAAACUAUUGGUCAGGAAGUUGAUGAUGAUAGUCUUCUAAAAGGAUGUAUCGUUCACUUCCAAUCUCAACCAAUAGAAGAAAGAAAUAAAGAAUUCACUGCACCAUUUGAAUUGAAUCUUAAAGUGCCAACGGCGGAAAUCUGCGCUCAUCGGUGUUAUCAAGAUGGGUGUACUGCUGCAAAAUAUGAUCCUUCAACCCAACAAUGCUCACUUGCUUACGAAGAUAAGCCAUUCUGUGGUAAUGGAAGACUGGUGAACAUUGACCGAUCAGAUAAAACUGUCUGGAUUCAUUGUCUAUCAUGUGUUCCAUUGAAGAAUUCUAAACCAGCUGAAAACACAGAUGGAGAAGUAACUGAAUCGAAUCUUCCUGAUGGAUCUGGUGAGCACGGUGCAGAUACAGCAAGCGGAGAAGAACCAACGUCAACGCCCAUAACUGCUCCCACUGACUUCUCAAACGACGAUCAAGUCACAGAAGCUUCCGGUGAAGAGACUACCACCGCUGCUGCCACAGAAGCCUCAUCCGAAGAGACCACCACCUCUGCUGUGACUGAAGGAUCAGGAGAAGAGACCACUGUCCCCACAACAGUCGAAUCAUCCGGAGAGGAACCAGCAUUAUCAUCGACAUCUGUCCCAACGGAGCUUUCAAAGGAUGAUCAAGUAACUGAAGCUUCAGGUGAAGAGACCACCACCGCAGCUGCCACCGAAGCCUCGUCGGAAGAGACCACCACCCCUGCCGUGACUGAAGCAUCAGGAGAAGAGAGUACCACCUCUGCCGUGACUGAAGGAUCUGGAGAAGAGAUCACUGUCCCCACAACAGUCGAAUCAUCCGGAGAGGAACCAGCAUUAUCAUCGACAUCUGUCCCAACUGAGCUUUCAAAGGAUGAUCAAGUAACUGAAGCUUCAGGUGAAGAGACCACCACCGCAGCUGCCACCGAAGCCUCGUCGGAAGAGACCACCACCCCUGCCGUGACUGAAGCAUCAGGAGAAGAGAGUACCACCUCUGCCGUGACUGAAGGAUCUGGAGAAGAGAUCACUGUCCACACAACAGUCGAAUCAUCCGGAGAGGAACCAGCAAUAUCAUCGACGUCUAUCCCAACUGAGCUCUCGAAAGAUGAUCAAGUAACUGAAGCUUCAGGUGAAGAGACCACCACCGCAGCUGCCACCGAAGCCUCGUUGGAAGCGACCACCACUCCUGCCGUGACUGAAGCAUCAGGAGAAGAGAUUACCACCUCUGCCGUGACUGAAGAAUCUGGAGAAGAGACCACUGUCGUCGCAGUUGUUGAAUCAUCCGGAGAGGAACAAGCAUCAUCGUCGACGUCUAUCCCAACUGAGCUCUCGAAAGAUGAUCAAGUAACUGAAGCUUCAGGUGAAGAGACCACCACCGCAGCUGCCACCGAAGCCUCGUCGGAAGCGACCACCACUCCUGCCGUGACUGAAGCAUCAGGAGAAGAGACCACUGUCGUCGCAGUUGUUGAAUCAUCCGGAGAGGAACCAGCAUCAUCAUCGACGUCUAUCCCAACUGAGCUCUCAAAAGAUAAUCAAGUAACUGAAGCUUCCGGUGAAGAGACCAACACCGCUGCUGUAACUGAAGGAUCUGGAGAAGAGACCACCACUGCUGCUGCCACGGAAACCUCGUCGGAAGAGACUACCAUCUCUGCCGUGACUGAAGCGUCUGGAGAAGAGACUACUGUCGUCGCAGUUGUUCAAUCAUCCGGAGAGGAACCAGCAUCAUCAUCGACGUCUAUCCCGACUGAGCUCUCAAAAGAUGAUCAAGUAACUGAAGCUUCCGGUGAAGAGACCACCACCGCAGCUGCCACCGAAGCCUCGUCGGAAGAGACCACCACCCUUGCUGUAACUGAAGGAUCUGGAGAAGAGACCACUGUCGUCGCAGUUGUUGAAUCAUCCGGAGAGGAACCAGCAUCAUCAUCGACGUCUAUCCCAACUGAGCUCUCGAAAGAUGAUCAAGUAACUGAAGCUUCCGGUGAAGAGACCACCACCGCUGCUGUAACUGAAGGAUCUGGAGAAGAGACUGUCACCCCUGCUGCCACCGAAGCCUCGUCGGAAGCGACCACCACCCCUGCCGGGACUGAAGCAUCUGGAGAAGAGACUACUACCUCUGCCGUGACUGAAGGAUCAGGAGAAGAGAACACUGUCGUCGCAGUUGUUGAAUCAUCCGGAGAGGAACCAGCAUCAUCAUCGACGUCUAUCCCAACUGAGCUCUCGAAUGAUGAUCAAGUAACUGAAGGAUCUGGAGAAGAGACCACCACCGCUGCUGCCACGGAAACCUCGUCGGAAGAGACUACCACCUCUGUCGUGACUGAAGGAUCAGGAGAAGAGACCACCACCUCUGCCGUGACUGAAGCAUCUGGAGAAGAGACUACUACCUCUGCCGUGACUGAAGGAUCAGGAGAAGAGAACACUGUCGUCGCAGUUGUUCAAUCAUCCGGAGAGGAACCGGCAUCAUCAUCGACAUCUAUCCCAACUGAGCUCUCGAAGGAUGAUCAAGUAACUGAAGCUUCCGGUGAAGAGACCACCACCGCUGCUGCCACAGAAGCCUCAUCCGAAGAGACCACCACCUCUGCUGUGACUGAAGGAUCAGGAGAAGAGACUACUACCUCUGCCGUGAGUGAAGGAUCUGGAGAUGAGACUACCACCGCUGCCGCCACUGAAGCCUCGUCGGAAGAGACCAUCACUUCUGCCGUCACUGAAGGAUCUGGAGAAGAGACUACCACCUCUGCUGUAACUGAAGGAUCAGGAGAAGAGACUACCACCGCUGCCGCCACUGAAGCCUCGUCGGAAGAGACCAUCACUUCUGCCGUCACUGAAGGAUCUGGAGAAGAGACUACCACCUCUGCUGUAACUGAAGGAUCUGGAGAAGAGAUCACUGUCCCCACAACAGUCGAAUCAUCCGGAGAGGAACCAGCAUUAUCAUCGAUGUCUAUCCCAACUGAGCUCUCGAAGGAUGAUCAAGUAACUGAAGCUUCAGGUGAAGAGACCACCACAGCUGCUGCCACGGAAACCUCGUCGGAAGAGACUACCACCUCUGUCGUGACUGAAGGAUCAGGAGAACAGACCACUGUCGUCGCAGUUGUCGAAUCAUCCGGAGAGGAACCAGCAUCAUCAUCGACAUCUAUCCCAACUGAGCUCUCAAAGGAUGAUCAAGUAACUGAAGCUUCUGGUGAAGAGACUACCACCGCUGCUGCCACUGAAGCCUCGUCGGAAGAGACCAUCACUUCUGCCGUCACUGAAGGAUCAGGAGAAGAGACCACUGUCGUCGCAGUUGUUGAAUCUUCCGGAGAGGAACCAGCAUCAUCAUCGACAUCCGUCCCAACGGAGCUCUCAAAAGAUGAUCAAGUAACUGAAGCUUCCGGUGAAGAGACCACCACCGCUGCUGCCACGGAAGCCUCGUCGGAAGAGACUACCACCUCUGCCGUGACUGAAGGAUCAGGAGAAGAGACUACUACAUCUGCCGUGACCGAAGCCUCGUCGGAAGCGACCACCACCCCUGCCGGGACAGAAGCAUCUGGAGAAGAGACUACUACCUCUGCCGUGACUGAAGGAUCAGGAGAAGAGACCACUGUCGUCGCAGUUGUCGAAUCUUCCGGUGAGGAACCAGCAUCAUCUUCGACAUCUAUCCCAACUGAGCUCUCAAAGAAUGAUCAAGUAACUGAAGCUUCCGGUGAAGAGACCAUCACCGCUGCUGCCACCGAAGCCUCGGAAGAGACUACCACCUCUGCUGUGACUGAAGGAUCAGGAGAAGACACCACUGUCGUCGCAGUUGUCGAAUUAUCCGGAGAGCAACCAGCAUCAUCUUCGACAUCUAUCCCAACUGAGCUCUCAAAGGAUGAUCAAGUAACUGAAGCUUCCGGUGAAGAGACCACCACCGCUGCUGCCACCGAAGCCUCGGAAGAGACUACCACCUCUGCUGUGACUGAAGGAUCAGGAGAAGAGACCACUGUCGUCGCAGUUGUCGAAUCUUCCGGUGAGGAACCAGCAUCAUCUUCGACAUCUAUCCCAACUGAGCUCUCAAAGGAUGAUCAAGUAACUGAAGCUUCCGGUGAAGAGACCACCACCGCUGCUGCCACCGAAGCCUCGGAAGAGACUACCACCUCUGCUGUGACUGAAGGAUCAGGAGAAGACACCACUGUCGUUGCAGUUGUCGAAUCAUCCGGAGAGCAACCAGCAUCAUCUUCGACAUCUAUCCCAACUGAGCUCUCAAAGGAUGAUCAAGUAACUGAAGCUUCCGGUGAAGAGACCACCACCGCUGCUGCCACCGAAGCCUCGGAAGAGACUACCACCUCUGCUGUGACUGAAGGAUCAGGAGAAGACACCACUGUCGUCGCAGUUGUCGAAUCAUCCGGAGAGCAACCAGCAUCAUCUUCGACAUCUAUCCCAACUGAGCUCUCAAAGGAUGAUCAAGUAACUGAAGCUUCCGGUGAAGAGACCACCACCGCUGCUGCCACCGAAGCCUCGGAAGAGACUACCACCUCUGCUGUGACUGAAGGAUCAGGAGAAGAGACCACUGUCGUCGCAGUUGUCGAAUCUUCCGGUGAGGAACCAGCAUCAUCUUCGACAUCUAUCCCAACUGAGCUCUCAAAAGAUGAUAAAGUUACUGAAGCUUCAGGUGAAGAGACCACCACCGCUGCGGCCACGGAUGCCUCGUCGGAAGAGACUACCACCUCUGCCGUGACUGAAGGAUCAGGAGAAGAGACCACUGUCGUCGCAGUUGUCGAAUCUUCCGAUGAGGAACCAGCAUCAUCUUCGACAUCUAUCCCAACUGAGCUCUCAAAGGAUGAUCAAGUAACUGAAGCUUCCGGUGAAGAGACCACCACCGCUGCUGCCACCGAAGCCUCGGAAGAGACUACCACCUCUGCUGUGACUGAAGGAUCAGGAGAAGAGACCACUGUCGUCGCAGUUGUCGAAUCUUCCGGUGAGGAACCAGCAUCAUCUUCGACAUCUAUCCCAACUGAGCUCUCAAAAGAUGAUAAAGUUACUGAAGCUUCAGGUGAAGAGACCACCACCGCUGCGGCCACGGAUGCCUCGUCGGAAGAGACUACCACCUCUGCCGUGACUGAAGGAUCAGGAGAAGAGACCACUGUCGUCGCAGUUGUCGAAUCUUCCGAUGAGGAACCAGCAUCAUCUUCGACAUCUAUCCCAACAGAGCUCUCAAAGGAUGAUCAAGUAACUGAAGCUUCCGGUGAAGAGACCACCACCGCUGCUGCCACCGAAGCCUCGGAAGAAACUACCACCUCUGCUGUGACUGAAGGAUCAGGAGAAGAGACCACUGUCGUCGCAGUUGUCGAAUCUUCCGGUGAGGAACCAGCAUCAUCUUCGACAUCUAUCCCAACUGAGCUCUCAAAGGAUGAUCAAGUAACUGAAGCUUCCGGUGAAGAGACCACCACCGCUGCUGCCACCGAAGCCUCGGAAGAGACUACCACCUCUGCUGUGACUGAAGGAUCAGGAGAAGACACCACUGUCGUUGCAGUUGUCGAAUCAUCCGGAGAGCAACCAGCAUCAUCUUCGACAUCUAUCCCAACAGAGCUCUCAAAGGAUGAUCAAGUAACUGAAGCUUCCGGUGAAGAGACCACCACCGCUGCUGCCACCGAAGCCUCGGAAGAGACUACCACCUCUGCUGUGACUGAAGGAUCAGGAGAAGAGACCACUGUCGUCGCAGUUGUCGAAUCUUCCGGUGAGGAACCAGCAUCAUCUUCGACAUCUAUCCCAACUGAGCUCUCAAAGGAUGAUCAAGUAACUGAAGCUUCCGGUGAAGAGACCACCACCGCAGCUGCCACCGAAGCCUCAUCGGAAGAGACCACCACUUCUGCCGUGACUGAAGGAUCAGGAGAAGAAACUACCACCUCUGCCGUGACUGAAGGAUCAGGAGAAGAGACUACCACCUCUGCCGUGCCUGAAGGCGAGAAUUCGACCACUGAGGCGCCAGCCUUUGUGACUGGUUCUGAAAUUGAAAUACCAUCAUCUGAGGAGUCGUCGUCUACCACAACUCACGAUCCAAGUAUUCCGGUCAUUACACCUAAGCCUUCCGUGUCUUCAACCAUUGAAAAUGUCAUGUCAAAGACUUCUUCGGAAGAAGCUGCCGAGAAAAAAAUUAUUGGAGAACAUCAAACCGGAAAAGAUGAUGAUGCCGGGAAGGAAGAUGAAGAUAAUAUGCCAGCAUUUGUAACAGCUAAUCCUGCUGGCACAUCUACUACAGAAUCGGCUGAAAAUGUGACAUCCACUGGAGAAGAGGAUGAGAACAUCAAGAUGGCUAAGGAACUUGGUAAGCAAUUCGCCGCUGAUCUUGCUAAACUUGCCGCAAAGGACGGCGUAAACCUCACUGAAACUGCCGACGCGAAAGAUUCUGGUGAGACAGCUCAUGUUGAAGAUGAACAAGUCAGUAGUACGGAGUCAUCGAUUGGAAGUGAAGAGACAACUACCACCGUCAAUAAGGAAACUACUGAAGAACAUCACGAAGCGUCUGGUGAAGAGGAUGAUGCGCCUGCAUUCGUUACUGGUGCACCAACUGAUUCUACAACUGAAGCUUCUGUAUCAACCACCUCCGCAAUCACAGAUGAAACCACAUCAGUUGCUGCGGAUGAGUCAACAAGCACUUCGGCUGGAGAGGUUCAGAGUUCUUCAGCAAUUAUUGAUUCAGCCACAGUUGCAUCAGAAGAGCAAACCUCUUCAGAGGCAACGUCGGUGAUCGAAAGCAGCGGAGAGGAAGUGACCACUACUGAUGAGAAUCUAGUCACAUCUACAGUAGCACAAUUGGAGGAAGGAAGCGGUAUUACUGCUGCGGAAUCAAAGGAUGAAGACUCAGUGACAACGGAAGCCACUUCUCAAUCCACAACUGUAUCUGAAUCCUCAGACGGAAGCGGAGAGUCAACAGUUGCUCCAAAUGACUCAGAAACAUCCACAACAGAAUCAUCUCAAUCAACCACGGACGAAGGAAGCGGAGUUACUGCUGCCGAAUCGAAGGAUGAAGAGUCAUCCACAACUGAGGCACCAGCAUUUGUUACAUCGAAAACUUCGGGUAGUGAGGAAGACGAGGAGGACUCACCAGACACUCAUGAAUUCUUGACGGGUAUUGACGAGACCAUGUUUAAUAAGAGUUUGGUCCCAGACACUCAUAGGGAAGAUCUUCCAAACAAUGUUGGAUUCGUGCCAUCAUCAGAGCCAAAGCCAAAGAAUCCUGACGAGGAGGAAGAGGAAGAAGAGGAUGAUGGAACCAAGAGUGAUGAUUAUGAGGAUAAUGUUUCGAAGAAGAUCAGCUCAACGUCCGCGCCAACGACAACUACGACAGAAGCAGCGGGAGCUACAACAGAGCCACCAGUUCAACUUGUCAAGGAUCUCAUCGAUGCCUUGGCAGCAGGAGGGCUAGACUUUGUUCUCGGAAGACCACGCAAACCGACAUCUCAAGCUGCUCAGGAUAUGAUUAAUAGGAAGCUUGGUCCAAUUCAACGACUACUCCCUCAAGCAAUUGAGAAUAAACAUGAAUGCACUACCGGAAGAGUUCGAUUCGUCGCCUCCGAGAUGGUCGACCUGAGUCAGCACUUCGAGCGCGACGCUGUGGCAUUCUCGCUGGAGCAUUGUGCUCGUAUGUGUUUUGAGACAUCGUGUGUUCGUGCCGCAUUCACCAGAUUCCCGCGUCCCGUUUGUCUGAUGCACUAUGCGGAUCAAAAAACCGCCCAUCUCGACACUAACUGUACUGAUGUGACACCAACAACCUCGUGGACGUUCACCAAAAUCAACCAAGUUGUCGCGAUUGACUGUGUGACGUGUGCUGAUGAGAAGAAAACACAUGACAUCACAUCGUUCUCAGUUGAUGAGCCAUCGUCAAGCUCGGACAACAUCCCACUUCAUCAAGGAUUGAGUUCCAAAUGCGAUGGAAGAGUUGAGUUCCAAGUGAUUCCUGUUGCCAGUCUCCCGAAAUUAAAUAUUACAAAUGAUGUUCCUGCUUCUUCCCCAGCUGAUUGUGCUCGCAAGUGCUUCGAAAUGAAGAACUGUAAAACUGCCGGUUUCAUUCCAUCACCAUCUGGAACCAUCGCCCAAGGAGUUUGCCUCCUGACCUCUGAUGACGUUGUCUGCGGAAACCUUGCCGACUUCGUUCCACAACACGCUGCUCUUCAUCCGUUCGUGGUGUCUUGCAUCCGAUGCACAUCCUGUACGUACAACAUCCGUCCGGUGACGCCGACUCGAACGAUGCCGACGAUGAAGGUGCAUGAGCAGGCGGACAAUGUACAAGAAUGCGCCAAAUUGUGUGCGGACAUGAAAUGCACAAUGGCAAAGUACGAGAAUAACACGAAGAUUUGCUCAAUGACGCGCGAGCCGGUGACAGAAGAGACGUGUCCUCAAGAAGUUGCCACACAAAUCCACGACUCUCUAUUGCCAGUUAGCAUUGAAUGCGUAAAGUGCUCUGGUAACUAACUAGUUAAUCUUUUAUCUUUUUAUUCCAAACUUUGAAAUUCAGGUCUUUUUAAUACUUUGUAAUCUCUAAAUCAUAAUGUUAUCCUUAUUAGUGUAACUCCAUAUCUUUUAAUAUUCCGCUCCAAUUGCUCAUAAUGUUUGUUCUUUAAAAAUUAACUUUUUCCUUAUGUAAACCCUGCCGUUUUUCCUGCUGAAACGUGUAGAAUUUCGCUAGUAUGCCCCCGUAAUAUUUAUAAUUAACCCAUCUUCCCGUGGCCCAUGUCUACCGGUGUCCAUGAACGUUGCCUUUGUUUUCUCCGAUGAUCACUUCUUCUCAGCUGGUUUCUUUUUUUCUUGUUCACUUUUUUCGCAUGCAUUCAGAGAUUGUAUAUUUGCUUCUUCGAAAUGAAUGAUUUUCUUUGUAA